Molecule: messenger RNA, 1604 nt
Organism: Carica papaya (papaya)
Lineage: Eukaryota; Viridiplantae; Streptophyta; Magnoliopsida; Brassicales; Caricaceae
Product: Heavy metal transport/detoxification superfamily protein
Molecular function (GO): metal ion binding
Source: RefSeq, a predicted model, not a curated record
UCAUUUCUUCCCCCCCCUCCCACCUCUGAAUCCUUGGAGAUUUUCAAAGGAUUUCAAAAAGAAACCUAAUUAAUUAUAAUCAAAACACCUUCUUUCUGCCACUCCAUGUGCUCCCCAAUCACCCUGUUUUACAUCCUCUACCCCACCCCCUCCAUAAUUGCAUAAACUAAACUCUACAUGUAUAUACAGACAUACACACACACACAUAUAUAUAUAUAUAGCACGGAGAGACAGAUAUUUAUAGAAUCAGUCAAUUGGUCUGAUUUGGUUGAUUAGCACUUCAUAGAGCAAAUGGGUGAAGAAGCUAAGCAGGAGCAGGCGAAGGCAGAGGCGCAGCCGGAGGAGAAACCAGAGGAAAAGAAAGAAGAAAAACCAGAGGAGAAAUCAGCGGAGGAAUCAAAACCUCCAUCUCCAUUUGUGCUGUUUGUGGACUUGCAUUGUGUUGGUUGUGCCAAGAAGAUUGAAAAAUCUAUCAUGAGGAUUCGAGGAGUUGAAGGAGUAGUGACGGACAUGGGUAAAAACCAGGUUACUAUAAAAGGAGUAGUAGAACCCCAAGCUAUCUGCAACAAGAUUAUGAAGAAAACCAAACGAAGAGCUCAAGUCUUGUCUCCACUUCCACCUGCCGACGGUGAACCCAUGCCCCAACUUGUCACCUCACAGGUUAGUGGGUUAAUCACCUUGGAGCUUAAUGUAAAUAUGCAUUGUGAAGCAUGUGCCGAGCAACUUAAGAAGAAAAUACUUCAAAUGAGAGGUGUUCAAACAGCUACAACAGAGUUUAGCAGUGGGAAGGUGAUGGUGACGGGAACCAUGGACCCGAACAAGCUCGUAGAUUAUGUUUACAGACGGACCAAAAAGCAAGCCAGAAUCGUCCCGCAACCCGACCCGCCCCAACCCCCCGAAGAAACCAAGAAGGAACCCGAUAAUCCCCUGGUUGAGGAAUCUAAACCCGAAGACAAGAAGGAAGACAACGGAGCUGAUCAGAAAAAGGAGGAGGAUCCGAAGGCGGCGGCGGCGGCUGCCAACCAGACGGAUCCACCUCAAGAGCCAAAUAAAGAAGGCGAAGCUCAGGGCGGCGGCAACGGAGGAGGAAAUGAAGGCGAUAAAGAAGAAAAGAAAGAAGUUGCAGAAGGUGAUCCUGCGAUUAAUGACAUAUUGCAGAGCAAUCUGCAUGAAGAGAAUAUGAAGAGGAUGAUGUAUUAUUACCAGUACCAGCCAGUGUACGUGAUCGAACGAAUCCCUCCAGCUCCUCAGCUCUUCAGCGACGAGAAUCCAAAUGCUUGCUCGAUUUCGUAGUUAAAUUGUACUAAUUAAUUAAUUAAUUAGUUAAUUAAUUAAUACUUCCUUUAAUUAAUUAAUUAACUAAUUAAUUAUGUACGCCAUAAUCAAUUAAUUACUAUUAUAAGUAUAAAAACCAUGCAUGUAAUAUACAUAAUUUUAUAUACUACGUGUAAAUCGUACCACCUUUGUCACAUAAUUUUAAUUAGACACGAGGUUGGUGAGCCCUUAAUAUAAAUAUUAACGGGUACGUGCUGUUCAUGUUUGAUUUAAAUCACUGGUUCAUCAUCAUUAAUAAUAUUCUAAAGUGGUUCUGUAUAUUUGUGGAA